Molecule: messenger RNA, 4542 nt
Organism: Symbiodinium pilosum
Lineage: Eukaryota; Dinophyceae; Suessiales; Symbiodiniaceae
Source: the annotation of a GenBank genome assembly
AUGGAAUCGGUGGAGGGACAGGUGUCUGACAAAGUGGGACAGGCACUUGAUCUCAUACGAACGGUAGAUGCCAGGCAAAAAGAGAUGACCAAGCAGAUCGAGGGUGUUCAAACAGCAGUGGAGCGCCAGGCUAAUCGCAACCAGGAGCAGGACCAGGCGAUUGCUGACGUGGUCCGCCGCUUAGAAGCACUGGAGGAGCAAGGUCAGAGCGGAACUUGGCGUCGACAAGGACGAGAAGAAGGAGAUGAUCGUGGACCCGCAGUUAUCAUAGGGGGCUGGCGGCCGGACAGCGAAGCAGAUGACCUGCUGCAAAAAGCCAGAGACUUCGUCAAGGCGCACGAGCUGCCGCUGACCAUGAACGACGCCUUCGUCCCAGGUAAGCAGAACAGCUUCGUUGUGGUGCCGCUGACGUGCCAGCAGGGGGAGACUCCCCAGACUAUGACGCGCAGGGCAAUCACUGCGGUUGAGCUGGUGAGGAGAUUGCAGUACAAGACAGGACACAAGGACGACCGGGACAAGGACCACGUGGUCUGGAUGGCGCUGUCGCAACCUCCAGAAGUCAGGAGAAGGGCCCGGACAACGGCAAAGACAAAAAGAGCCAUUUUGGAGGGCGCUGAGAAAAAUGGUGGUCAGCUGCCGCCUGCAGCAGUCAGGGCGGACUACCGCCGAGGAGCGGUGUUCAUCGAAGGCUACAAGGUUGCUGGCAGCGGACCGCGCCCAACCUCGGGAGAAGUCCUUAUCUCCGACUAUGGGUGGGUGAACGCCGAAGCUGUGUGCCAGAAGACCAAAGAGACGACGCAGUCUUUUGCAGACCGCUGGCGCAAGCUGGUGGAGGCAGACAGCCCUGACCCCCCAACUGCCAUCGGUACGCGCCAGCCUCCCGACCGAGCAGCAGCGGUUCUGGAAAAAGAUGGAAGUCCCAUGCACGGUGCAACAGCUCGUGAGGGAAUGCAGGGAUUUCAGACAGACCACCGUGUGACCGCAGUUGAGGGAGCGGAGAGCGGCUACAUUGACAAGGCACAAGAAGAACAGAGUGGGGCCGAGGGAGGAGACCGCGACACGCCCCGUUUCGACAUCCGCAGCACAGACACCACAAACACAGCAGAAGCAGGCGCACAGGUAAAGACAGAGCUGACAGCCAAGAUAAGGCCCAGGACAGUAGCCCCGCUGGGCCCACGGGACGGAGAGACCAACGGCAGCAGGGGCCUUGGGCGCAAGGUAGCCAGGGACCGCAGGCGUUUUCUGACCUGGAACCUGGAAAAAAUGCAAAUGGACAGGCUACCUGACAUUCUCGGGAUGAUGGGGUUGGGAGACACUGUGCUGGUGGCCUUCCAGGAAGUUAACAUGGAGGCGGGGAUCCACUACCUUAAAGCGGGAGCGGUGGCAGAUCAAUGGAUAAUUGUGGCGGGCAAACAACCGGGCGACGGCGGGCAGCAGCUCGACGCAUGGGCGGCCAUGCAUGUUACCCGUGAACGAGCUUUCGACAUGCUGGGGGACUUCAAUGAGACGCUGACCAGGGACAGGGAAGGAGAUGAGCUAACGCACCGCACGGCGAGAGGAGCGCUUCUCACACAGUGGUUCCAUGACCUGGGUUUGGGCGCCCCGCCGCAGCAGUCGGCCAGCGCCGGCGAUAGCCGAGGCACUAGGACCAGCUACAGAACAUACAGGGAAAGCCCACAGGUGAAGCACCUCAGAAGACGAGCCAAACAAACCAGGGACGGCCAGCAGGCGAGGGUGCCGUGGAAGCAGAUGUGGCGCCUUAGAGCACAGGAGAAGGAGCAGUGGCAACGGAACCUGCUCAGCGCAGUCCUGAGAGAGGACUGGCAAGCUCUAAGGGUGGUGAAAGGCGAGAAGCAAGGGCAAGCGUGGGAAGCGGAACUCACCACCACGGAAGGAUGGGAGAAGGACAUGCGUGCGCACUUCUCAGGUAUCUUUGCCAAGAUGCCAGGGGAACAGGUCAAGCAAGGAGUAGGCAGGAUCUGGGACCAACUGCAGCGUCUAUGCAAGCAGACGAGAUGGCGCCCCUUCAGCUUGGAAGAACUGCUGCUUAGCUCGCAGACUUGGGCACGGGGGAAAAGCACGGGACCCGACGGCAUCAGCUAUGAAGCCCUGCGCCUCCUCACCCAGCACCACCACUGGGAGGCCACCCUGCUAGAGGAAUUCAACGACGCACUCUAUAAAGGGCGAGCCGCCCCCAACACCAAGAAGUCCAUCACCAUACUCCUCCCCAAAGCCACUGGGGCCCCGGAGCUGAUCUUGCUGCUGCGGCGGACCAUCCGCAUCUGCCGUGAAUGGGACAUACCCAUACAUGUUGCUAAAGUAGACGUAUCGAAAGCGUGCGAUUCAGUCUCCCAGCUCAGCCUCGCACAGACCAUCUUUGACAAGCUUGGGGACGCAGGCUGGGCGUGGGAAGCGCCCAUGCAAAGCAACAAGCAACAGAGCAGACCAGAGAACCUGUGGGCCUUGCGCAAACCCUUCUUGCAGCUGUUGCUGGACAGCCUUGCAGCCAGACUGGCGUGCCGCAACCUGGAGAUCCACCCCACCAAGACACGCUACGUCCACACAUCCAAACACGAACAGACGCUCAAGGUGGUCGGCAAAGACAUCAAGGGAGAAGCAGGGGGUAUGAUCACUGUGUUGAGAGCACCGGUUGCGUUGGGAAGUGACGUAGUAGCGUGCUUGGGCGAGAUCGCCCGGAGGGCCAAGGCUGCAUACGGGGUGCACAAAGCCAUGCUGCAGGGACCUGGUUCGCGCAAACAGAAGCUGGUGGUUUAUGGCAGAUUCGUAACGCCUGCCGCCCUUUGGGCGGUGGGCGCGGCUCACUCCCACGAUGCGCUGCUGAAAGGGGCUAACACGUGUAAGAAAGAGGAGCGUCGGCCAAUCGCUGAGCCCCUCUUCCCUGCGCAUGGCCAUGGCUAUGGCGCUGGGACAUGGAUGGUCCUUGCCACGACCCUCGUGAUGAGUGUGGCGAGCGCGGAGACCGCAAUGCAUGAGCCGCAGCAAGAUCAGACCCGUGUACCGGCGACCACGACCCCAUGGGGCAAGGUGCACAAGCGCAACGUCAACGAGAUCGGAGACAAAUUGGAGGCCAACAUCGCAGCUGGAUCCUGGAUAAGGCAUGCCACGACCCGCCUGCGCAAGGCAAGGGACAAGACGGAUCGUCGGGGAGCACGCCGCGACCCACCUGGGCAUGGCAGCAGAUGGAGACCUUACCAGGCAGACGGACCGCGGACAAGGCCAGCCACGACCCACCUGGGCACGGCAAUGGACAGCGACGAUGAGGACACCACCGACGUGGUCGCCAUGAUGCGCACAGCACCCUGGCGCAAUACUCAACCGGGCAGAUCGCAGGCACGGCAGGGCAGACCCCCGCCUUUGAACACCCCGGGAGUGGUGCUCACGGAAUCCUCCAGGUCACUUGGAACUCUGGAAGGGGAACAUGCAGCAGCCGACCACGCGCCGGGGCAUGAAGAACUGCAGCCGGAGGACACGGAAAUGCAAGCCAACAGAGCUCAACUACGGCUGGAGCAAAGAGCCAGGACAGUUGCAGCCCAACUUAGCCAUCGAGAAGUCGCCUACGCGGUCAUAGGGCUGCAGCUGGCCCUCAUGCAAGCGGCGGAAGGCACCUGUGCAGAGAAAGGCCGGCCACGCGAGGAGAGCGAGGAGGAGAUAGCAGUCGAAGAGCCCGAGGAGGCCGAGGAGCACGACGUCAACGCGCUCAUGCAGAGGCCGGAAAGGCCGGCCGCCACUACCAACGCUUUCUGGAAGCCGGUCGGAGACGAAGACAAGCAGCGCCUACAAGAAUGCCUACUAGACCUUCUCCCAGAGCAGACGAACCCGGAGCCCUCGUUCACGCUGCUUGCCAUGAUAGGUGCCACGCCACGUAGUUGUGAGAACGCGACCGAGGAGGCGGGCACAACACAGGUCGCCAUGGGGGAACUGAGAGCCCCGCUGAUACGGUGGCUUCGCACCACACCACAAAGCUGCUUGACACGAGCGAUCAAGACCGUGCUGAGGAUCCCGGAGUUGCCGCACCCCAAUCUGCAGGCGAUGCAAGAGGGGGCCCGGCGGCUUCAACAAGCGUUGGGCGAGCAAACCACCGCAGGACCGGUAGAGGCCCUCCAAGGGCACUGGCGAGACACGUCAGACGUUGGCAUAGUCGAGGAGCUCCUUCAGCUGCUGGCCGGGGCAAAUGGAGUGCCCGAGGACUACAUGGCCAAAGCAGCAAGCCUUAUCAGUGCACUGUAUGCCCAGGCGGAUGGGGGACAAGCACCAGGAGGAGACGAGGGCGCCGCCAUGCAGCCGCCGAGCCGAGCGGGGGGGAGAACAGUGCAAGCAGGCCCGGACCCGGGCGGGCAAAUCCGCAGCCCAGUCAGCUGGGAAGCCCAGUAUGAGGACAUGAGACAUGAUGAGCACAUGGCUUUGAAGGCAGCUGUGGAGGAUGAAGAAUACGAACAAGCCAUGGUCGCGGAAGCAGAGUGGGAGGCGCAGUUUGACAACACUGGGCCGCGGGGCUGGCGAAAUGACAGCACGCAGAACUGA